Messenger RNA from Lepus europaeus (European hare), 1704 nucleotides. RefSeq names its product glycerophosphodiester phosphodiesterase domain containing 4 (gene GDPD4). Gene Ontology annotation, biological process: lipid metabolic process. The record is from RefSeq and is a predicted model, not a curated record. The transcript is spliced from 15 exons. NCBI's taxonomy places the organism in Eukaryota, Metazoa, Chordata, Mammalia, Lagomorpha, Leporidae. Gene Ontology annotation, cellular component: membrane. Gene Ontology annotation, molecular function: glycerophosphodiester phosphodiesterase activity. The coding region runs from base 1 to 1704 and encodes 567 amino acids.
AUGUCUACGAAGGCCAACAGGACUGAGUCCAGAAAAAGAAGAGAAUCGGAAAAGGAUAGUUCAUGGACUGAAAAAAUCUUCAACCACAAAUCCUAUGUCACCUUCCUUACUGGCUGCUACAGUUGCCACUGGAAAUUCAGACAGUGGGAAAAAACCAAACUUGGAUCGUGUUGCUGUUCUUGGACAGAGCAAGUCUGUUGUGUAGUCCUGGUCAUUUCAUUUGUCUUAUCUGUGAUUUUGCUGUUUGUGUGGAUAGAAAUCUCAAAUGAAUAUUUCGGCUUUGAUUGGGUCAUUUUUCUAGGAACAGGAAUCUGGGUCUUCGGUUCCAUAAUUUUUCUGAGUAUACUUGGGACCCUGACUGCCUAUACUUCAUUGCUGGUGAUAGUUGGAAUCUUGUUGCUUCGGGAAAGAAUCGAACUGUACCUGCACAAGUGUCAUAAGGUUACGAUUGUACUGGCAAUUCUGCUGCACAUGCUUUUACUGUUUGCUCUGUUUAAAUUCUGGAAAGACAAGUGGCUGACAGUUGGGCUGUCACUACAGAUCUUUGCUCCCUACAUUCACCUGUGCUGCAUUACGGUGAUGAGUCUCCUUUCCUGGCCUGUGGCCUACUGUGUGAUCUAUUUGGAAACAGAAGUUAGAAUAAGAAGAUACAGGACAACGUAUUACAAGGAAGAAAUGCUCAAGAGAUGUAAUAUAUUCACAAGGUUAAGAGCUAUACAGGUAGCUGUUGGAUUGCCUUUUCUUCUUAUCCUUGUAUGUCUUUAUUUGAUGCCACUGGGGAUUCAUUCUCCCUGCAUUCAGGAAAAGGAGGAUUUGGGACCCAAACCAGUCUUCUUUGCACAUAGAGGUGCACCCAUGCAUGGACCAGAGAAUACCAUGAUGGCCUUUGAGAAAGCUGUGGAAUUUGGGGCUUAUGGGCUGGAGACUGAUGUACAGUUAAGUUUUGAUAAUGUGCCUUUCCUCAUGCACGACUAUGAUCUGAGAAGAACAACCAAUAUCAGGGAGGUCAAGCCCGAAGUUGCAAAUGAUCGUCCUGUCUUCUUCAAUUGGACAUUCCUGUCAACUCUGAAUGCAGGCAGAUGGUUUCUAGAUCCAUGGCGCAGACCGUAUUUCAAUAUGCCAUACCAAUCAGAGGCUGAUAAACGCAGAGCAAGAAAUCAGUCAAUUCCAAAACUAGAUGAUUUGUUGGAACUUGCAAAGAAGGAAAAUAAAUUUGUGAUAUUUGAUCUUUAUGGCCCUCCAGCAAAACAUCCUCUCAGACACUCAUUUGUCAAGCAUGUAACAAAGGUGAUCCUUGACUCUAAAAUUGAGCCACAUCUGAUUUAUUGGUUGCCAGGCUAUGAUAGAGGGUACGUCAGAGAAAAUGCUCCUGGUUUUCGAAUGGUGGGCCGUUUAUACACCAUGGAAGAACUUGAAAAGGAAAAUAUCAGUACAAUAAAUGUUGACUACAAGAAUUUGUUCUACAGGGGGUUUAAAGAUUAUAAAGCAGCUAACAUCAACAUCAACUUAUACCUGGUCAACGAGCCUUGGCUCUUCUCACUGGCCUGGUGCUCCAGGAUUGACUCGGUGACCACAGACAACAUUCCGCUCCUGAGUCAGCUUGAUUCCCCUCACUUCUUCAUGACACCAGGAUACUAUAUGUUCAUGUGGCUUAUCAUGGAUAUUAUUUCUGCAGUUUGCAUUGGUGCAGAAGAUGACAUGUGA